Molecule: messenger RNA, 1407 nt
Organism: Adineta steineri
Lineage: Eukaryota; Metazoa; Rotifera; Eurotatoria; Adinetida; Adinetidae
Source: the annotation of a GenBank genome assembly
AUGGCAAUGGCUAAUAACAAAACACUAUGUUUUACAUGCAGUAAAGAAAAAAUAACAUAUCUUUGUAGAGGAUGUUCAAAAGAAUUUUGUUUCAUACAUUUAACAGAACAUCAACAAAACUUAAAUGAAGAAUUAAAUUAUAUUAUUAAUGACUAUGAUCAAUUUAAACAAAGAAUUAAUGAACAAAAACAAAAUCCACAGAGCCAUUCAUUAAUAAAACAAAUUGAUGAAUGGGAAAGAAAUUCAAUUGAAAUAAUUCAACAAAAAGCACAAGAAUGUAGAAAAAUUGUCAUUGAAUAUCCACAAAAAUUUAUUGAUGAAAUUGAAAAGAAAUUUAAUGAUUUAUCUGAACAAAUCAAACAAAUUCAUAGCGAAAAUGACUUUAAUGAAAUUAAUUUAAAUUAUUUAGAAAAUCAAUUAAUACAAAUUACAAAAGAAAUAAAUAAUUUAUCGACGAAUUCUAUUAAAGAAGAUUCACAGUCAUUUAUUAAUGAAAUUUCAAUUAUUCCAUCGAAAAUAUCAAAACUUAACAAAUGGAAACAAAAUGCCAUCACUGUGGCUGGUGGAAAUGGACAAGGACGAGGAUUAAAUCAACUCGAUAGCCAUUCUGGAAUCUUUAUUGAUAAAAAGAAAAAUAUUUUCAUUGCUGACUGGUUGAAUCAUCGUAUUGUUGAAUGGAAAUGUAAUGUAAAGGAAGGACAAAUCGUUGCAGGUGGAAAUAGUAGAGGAAACGAAAUCAAUCACUUGAAUUAUCCAACAGAUGUAAUUAUUAAUCAACAAACUCAUUCGAUCAUCAUUGCUGAUCAUGGAAACAAGCGGGUGAUUCAAUGGACGAAUCAAAAUCAACAAAUUCUCAUUCACAACAUUGACUGUUAUGGUUUGGCAAUGGAUAAACAUGGUUUUCUUUAUGUUUCUGAUUGGGAGAAGAAUGAGGUGCAACGAUGGAAAAUGGGUGAAUAUAACAACGAAGGAACUGUAGUGGCAGGUGGAAAUAGACAAGGGAAUGAACUUAAUCAAUUCAAUACUCCUACUUGUAUCUUUGUUGAUAAAGAACAAUCUGUUUAUGUAUUAGAUUUUCACAAUAAUCGUGUGAUGAAAUGGAGAAAAGGUGCAAAAGCAGGAAGAAUUGUGGCUGGAGGAAAUGGUCAAGGAGGAAAUCUUAAUCAAUUAUCUUAUCCUACAGGAGUAAUUGUUGAUGAUUUGGGUCAAAUCUAUGUAGCAGAUUGGGGGAAUCAUCGAGUAAUACGUUGGUGUGAAGGAAAAGAAGAAGGUGAAAUUGUUGUUAAUGGAAAUGGCAAAGGAAAUCAAUUGGAUGGUCCCCGUGGUUUAUCUUUCGAUGAUGAAGGAAAUCUUUAUGUUGCUGAUUGUUGUAAUCAUCGCAUUGAAAAGUUUGAAAUAAUAUUGUAA